Messenger RNA from Pseudovirgaria hyperparasitica, 3937 nucleotides. RefSeq names its product ATP-dependent RNA helicase DHX8. Bases 202 to 3840 code for a protein of 1212 amino acids. Gene Ontology annotation, biological process: spliceosomal complex disassembly. Gene Ontology annotation, molecular function: RNA binding; ATP binding. The record is from RefSeq and is a predicted model, not a curated record. Gene Ontology annotation, cellular component: intracellular anatomical structure; catalytic step 2 spliceosome. Lineage: Eukaryota; Fungi; Ascomycota; Dothideomycetes; Acrospermales; Acrospermaceae. The transcript has a single exon.
ACUACUCCAAUACACAUCCAUACUUCAGUCGCCUUCUACACUUCCGGCUUCUUCGGCCAUAGUUGGCCUCAUUUGGGCGGUUGAGAGCAUGCUGUCCCAUCAGUCUACCCUGUCGUAGAAUUUUUUUCCAAGCUACGGACAUCCAAGCCAGGACCCUGAAUCGCGCGAUCAAUCCUACAACGACGACACACUCGCGCCAGGAUGGAUGACAUCGAAGCCCUCGAGGCCCUGUCUCUAGUCUCCAAAGUCGCCUCUGAACUACAAAAUCACUUGGGCAUUAGCGACAAGACACUUGCUGAGUUCGUUAUAGAUCAGCAUUCGAAAUGCAGUUCUCUUGCCGAGUUCAAGUCAAAACUGGAGGAGAUGGGCGCAGAGUUUCCACAAAGUCUCGUGGAGAGCGUGGAUCGCCUGGUGCUGACGAUGCAUCCGAAAUACAAACGCAAGAACAGUUCGGAUCCCAAAACCCAGGCUACAGAAAAGGAACCAGAAAACGAAAGGGACAGGAAGGCAAGAGUGUUCAAAGGCUUAGCGCUGCCGGAUAAGGAGCUGGAGUUUGAGGUUACGAGCAAGGAAGACCUAGAAGAAGACGUCAAGCUUGGUGAACUGGAUGACACGUUUGCUAUGCUUGAGGGCCUCGCAGGGAAGGCUAAACCUCCCGUCACCUCGGACCAGUCCCGCAAGCGCUCUUUCAGAUCGCGUUCCCGAUCAAGAUCGCGGUCACCGUCACGCAGCCCAGCUCGCCACAAGCGACGUGUCGACCGCAAUGACGAUUAUCUAUUUGAAGAUGAGUUUGGCCGCACAAGAAAAGUCAAGAGCAAGGACACUAGAAAACCAAGGAGGCGACGCCGCUCUUCGACCGACUCGGAGGUACUCGUGAGACCCCCGACUCCGGAGAUCGAUGAGUCGCCCAUCAUGUUCAAGAUCUACAACGGGACAGUCACCGGGCUGAAGGACUUUGGCGCAUUUGUCAACGUACUGGGCGUCAAGGGAAGAGUAGACGGCUUAGUGCACGUUUCGCAGAUGAUUGACGGUGCUCGAGUAAAUCACCCGUCCGAUAUCGUCUCGCGUGGACAAGAAGUGAAAGUCAAGGUCAUCAAGAUGGAGAACAAUCGCAUCAGUCUCUCCAUGAAGGAAGUGGACCAGGUCAGUGGACACGACUUGACGCCUCAGAAACGAAUAGCGUCCGGUGCCAACAUGGAAGGAGUGGGAGUUGGAUCGAAUGGGUUGAAUGGGGACAGCCGGUAUGGGGGCUUUGAAUCGAACGUUCCGGUGAUUGAAGGCACGCAAAUGUCAAGACAACAGAGAACCCGGAAACGACUCACAUCACCAGAGCGAUGGGAGAUUCGACAAUUGAUUGCCUCGGGUGCAGUCAAAAGGGAGGACUACCCUGAUCUUGAUGCUAUACAGGACGAAAACCUUGAUGAGAAUGGAGAGAUUGAACAAGAAGAGGAUAUCGAUAUUGAAGUUCGCGAGGAUGAGCCUCCAUUUCUUGCUGGGCAGACCAAGCAAUCGCUUGAACUGUCGCCCAUCAGAGUCAUCAAGGCCCCUGAUGGUUCAUUGAACAGAGCCGCAAUGUCCGGAGAUGUACUGGCCCGUGACCGCCGUGAACUGCGGCAGCAAGAAGCAAGAGACAAGGCAUCGCAAGAGGCAAGCAAGGUAGAUCUCUCCGCCCAGUGGAACGAUCCCAUGGCUGGACCGGAUCAGAAGAAAUUUGCGAGCGACUUGCGGAAUGCCAGAGCCAAUGCUGCCAGUGCUCCUGUUCCAGAAUGGAAGCGCAUUGAACAAGGCAAAGACCAAUCCUUUGGCAAACGCACGAAUAUGUCUAUCGACCAACAAAGAAAGAGCCUGCCAGUCUACAAGUUCCGCAAGCAGCUGCUUGAUGCCGUGCGUCAGCAUCAGCUUCUGAUUGUUGUUGGAGACACUGGAUCGGGGAAGACAACACAGCUGACGCAGUAUCUGGCUGAAGAUGGACAUGCGAAUGAAGGCAUGAUUGGCUGCACACAGCCUCGACGUGUGGCAGCCAUGUCGGUUGCCCAAAGAGUGUCUGAGGAGGUUGGCUGUAAGCUUGGGCAAGAAGUUGGUUACACUAUCCGAUUUGAGGAUAUGACGGGUCCGGAGACAAAGAUUAAAUACAUGACAGACGGUAUCUUGCAGCGUGAGAUUCUGUUGGAUCCUUUCCUGCACCGGUACUCCGUCAUCAUGCUUGACGAAGCUCACGAGCGUACAAUCGCCACAGAUGUGCUGUUUGGACUUCUGAAGAAGACAUUGAAACGCCGCCCGGACCUGAAAGUAAUUAUCACCUCUGCCACCCUAGACGCAGACAAGUUUUCCGAAUACUUCAACAAAUGCCCUAUUUUCUCCAUCCCAGGUCGGACGUUCCCGGUUGAAAUUAUGUAUUCUAGAGAGCCGGAGUCGGAUUACCUGGAUGCAGCACUUACGACGGUGAUGCAGAUUCAUCUCACCGAGCCCAUGGGCGACAUACUGCUGUUCCUGACUGGCAAAGAAGAAAUUGACACAUCGUGCGAAAUUCUCCACGAGCGAAUGAAAGCCCUCGGACCCAGUGUGCCGGAGUUGAUGAUUCUGCCCAUUUACGGUGCGUUGCCAAGCGAAAUCGCCAGUCGCAUCUUCGAGCCUGCUCCACCAGGGUCGAGAAAGGUGGUCAUCGCCACGAAUAUUGCCGAAACCUCCAUUACCAUCGACGGCAUCUACUAUGUCGUGGACCCAGGGUUCGUCAAGCAGAUGGCAUAUGAUGCCAAGCUUGGGAUGGACCGACUGCAAGUGACGCCCAUAUCCCAGGCCCAGGCGAAACAAAGAGCUGGCCGCGCAGGCAGGACGGGCCCGGGUAAAUGUUUCCGUCUGUACACAGAAGCAGCUUUCCAGUCUGAGAUGCUGCCCACCACUAUUCCAGAGAUCCAGCGGCAGAAUCUUUCAAACACCAUCCUUAUGCUCAAAGCUAUGGGAAUCAAUGACCUCCUCCACUUUGACUUUAUGGACCCACCUCCGACGAACACUAUGCUGACUGCACUCGAGGAGCUAUAUGCGCUUUCGGCCUUGGACGACGAAGGCCUGCUUACAAGACUGGGGCGCCAGAUGGCCGAUUACCCCAUGGAGCCGUCCCUAGCCAAGGGUCUGAUUACUUCUGUGGACAUGCAAUGCUCAGACGAGAUGCUAACGAUAGUGUCCAUGCUUUCGAUUCAGACAGUGUUUCAUCGACCAAAGGACAAGCAGCAGCAGGCGGAUCAGAAGAAGGCCAAAUUCCACGAUCCACAUGGCGACCAUCUGACGUUGUUGAACGUCUACAAUGCGUGGAAGAACAGUCGAUACUCGACGCCUUGGUGCUUCGAAAACUUUAUCCAGCCGCGGUCGAUGAAACGGGCGCAGGAAGUGAGACAGCAGCUCGUGCAGAUCCUGCAGCGCCACUCUCGACAGGUCGUGUCCUGCGGCCGAAACACGAUGAAGGUGCGCCAGGCGCUUUGCGGAGGCUUCUUCCGCAACAGUGCUCGCAAGGACCCGACAGAGGGCUACAAGACUCUGGUCGAAGGCACGCCAGUCUACCUGCAUCCCUCGUCGGCGCUGUUCGGGAAGCCCACGGAACAUGUCAUCUACCACAGCCUCGUCGAGACGACAAAGGAAUACAUGCACAACGUCACCGCGAUCGAGCCCAAGUGGCUCGUGGAAGCUGCACCUACCUUUUUCAAGGUGGCAGGGACGGACCGGCUGAGCCAGCGCAAGAAAGCGGAGCGUAUCCAGCCGCUGCACAACCGGUUCGCGGGCGAGGACGACUGGAGGCUCUCGGCGCAGAAGAAACAGGGCAGAGGCGGCGGUGGGACGUGGGGAUGAUGAUGAUGAUGAUGAUGUAUCAAUACGGACUCGUGUAUAUAUUUGUUCUAGCUUGGGGACUGCUUGUCCUGAGUGCGUCGAAGACUGUCGUCAUCAU